UGACGUCACCAGACCACAAUGGCGUCGCACGGAGACGUUUCUUGCUCCCCUUCGGCUUCGGAAGCCAACGGCGAGAAGAAACCAACCUCAGUUUCGUUCGGUUUCGCCAAAACGUUGAGCAAAUUCAAACCUCCUACGGGCGACGCCGUGACGACGAAAGACGACAUCGAUUAUUUGACCGGAAUCACCAGGAAUGCAUUGGAGAGCACGAAACCCUCCGACGCACCAUCGGAACGCGUCAUCCCCCUGAUCCUGAAGAACCGCUGGCGUGUCCAGGACCAAGAGGAGCAGUUUCUCGGAAGUGCGGACAAAAGUCACAAAUCGCCACAACGCAAUGGCGACGCAAGUGGAGGCGAAAGUCCCGAUUCGAGUGGCAAGAGCGACUCCGUGGAGGCGCAGGCUGUCAAAGAACUUAUUGAAGAUUCCAGGAGGAAAAUGGAAGAGUUGCAGUCGGAGGCAAACCUCAACCUCACAAUCCCGCUGUUGGCGCAAAACAAGGUGCCCGAUGGCUUUGAGGACGGAGCCCGUUUAAAUGUGGAGCUGCGCCCGCAACCGUCCACAGAAGAUGAUUAUGAGAAAGUUCCGGUUGAAGGGUAUGGACUCGCGAUGCUGAAGGGGAUGGGCUGGAAGAAAGGGGAAGGCAUCGGUCGCACCUUUAAACAAGACGUGAAGGCAUAUGAAUACAAGCCGCGCGUAAUAGGCUUGGGUCUCGGAGCCGAUCGGUCGGCCAUAAAGGAUCUGGAACCGGCCAAGCGUCGGCGGCCGCCCAAGCCGGGCGAGGAGCGGAACAAGGAGGAAGAGGAGGAGCACCUGGUGUUGGGUCGUGGCGGGUGUGUGCUGUUGGAGUCGGGGGCACACAAAGAGCGCUACGGAAAGAUCGAAGCUCUGGACGCAGACAACGCUCGCGUUUUGGUGAAAUUGGCCAUCGGCGGCGAUGUGGUGUCAGUUCACCAGUAUGCCGUUAAACUGGUCGGGCAGAAGGAGUACGACAGAUACGGCAAAGACCUGAGUCGUCUCAGUAAAGCGCACAAAACGAAGGUAAAAGAAGAGAGAGAGCGUGACGAGCGACGCCAACGGGAAGAGAAAGAGAGGCGGCCCGCAGAUGACGUCAAACGCGAGCGAGACGGAGGAAAAGAUAACAGGAAAAGGAAACGCAGAGAAUCCAGUCACGACAGAGAGAAGCCACCAGAAAAAGAGGCGCCGCCUUCCUGGCUCCAGAGGGACUUGAAGGUCCGUUUCGUCGACAAAGCGUUCAAGGGGGGCAGGUACUACAACUCAAAGAUGCGCGUGGAGGAUGUCUUAACCCCGUCCACUUGCAUUUGUCGAACUGAAGAGGGAAGACUUAUAGAUGAUGUGAAGCAGGACAUGUUGGAAACGAUCGUGCCCAAAACCGAAUACGAGGCCAUCAUGGUUGUACUGGGUGAGCACCGGGGACAGGUGGGUCGGAUUCUGCAGCGGGACAAAAACAAGUGCAAAGCGACGGUCCAGCUUGACAGAUAUGAAAAGAAACUUUUUACUUUGGACUAUGACUUUAUUUGUCACUAUUUGGGGGCGACAGACCACUGCUGAACUUGGACGAAUAUUUAAAUGUCAUGUUGUAACAAAAAAAAAAAACCAUCUCUUUGUAAUGUUUGUAAUAAAAUUAUGAAUUUGCACAAACGA
Messenger RNA from Syngnathoides biaculeatus (alligator pipefish), 1662 nucleotides. It is a transcript of the gene gpkow, whose product is annotated as G patch domain and KOW motifs. The coding region runs from base 19 to 1569 and encodes 516 amino acids. Gene Ontology annotation, molecular function: nucleic acid binding. Gene Ontology annotation, biological process: mRNA splicing, via spliceosome. The transcript has 11 exons. NCBI's taxonomy places the organism in Eukaryota, Metazoa, Chordata, Actinopteri, Syngnathiformes, Syngnathidae. Gene Ontology annotation, cellular component: spliceosomal complex. The record is from RefSeq and is a predicted model, not a curated record.